This is a messenger RNA of Staurois parvus, 442 nucleotides long. NCBI's taxonomy places the organism in Eukaryota, Metazoa, Chordata, Amphibia, Anura, Ranidae. The record is from the annotation of a GenBank genome assembly.
GGGAGACCAGAUAUAGUGAAUGCAGGUCCCUGGGGAGACCAGAUAUAGUGAAUGCAGGGUCCGGGGAGACCGGAUAUAGUGAAUGCAGGGUCCGGGGAGACCAGAUAUAGUGAAUGCAGGGUCUGGGGAGACCGGAUAUAAUGAAUGCAGGGUCCGGGAGACCAGAUAUAGUGAAUGCAGGGUCCGGGGAGACCAGAUAUAGUGAAUGCAGGGUCAUAGGAGACCUUUAAAGGAUAUAGUGAAUGCAGGGUCCCGGGAGACCAGAUAUAGUGAAUCAAGGUCCCAGAGACCGGAUAUAGUGAAUGCAGGGUCCGGGAGACCACUUUUUAGUGAAUUCAAGGUAACAUACAAGACCAGACAUAGUGAAUGCGGGUCCAGGAAGGCAUUGAGAAAAAAAGAAGGCUACAGAUUGAUACAUCAAGAGCGAGGGGGGAAGGGGGGG